Xyrauchen texanus (razorback sucker) is the source of this 5987-nucleotide messenger RNA. Its product is annotated as rho GTPase-activating protein 15-like. Bases 7 to 2463 code for a protein of 818 amino acids. NCBI's taxonomy places the organism in Eukaryota, Metazoa, Chordata, Actinopteri, Cypriniformes, Catostomidae. The record is from RefSeq and is a predicted model, not a curated record. The transcript is spliced from 19 exons. Gene Ontology annotation, cellular component: cytoplasm. Gene Ontology annotation, molecular function: phospholipid binding; protein binding. Gene Ontology annotation, biological process: regulation of GTPase activity; signal transduction.
ACAAUCAUGCUGUCUGGCAGCUGGCGUCGAGGAACCAUCAUGCCCCCUUUGAGCAGCCCGAUCGGGGGUAAAGGCGGGUCCAGACUGGGAAGUACCGUGAUACUGGAAGCGCAGUAUGACUACUCGUACCGUGGUGCAGACGGGCGUUCGGUGUCCAUACAUGAGGGCGAACGCUUCAUGCUUCUGAAGAAGACCAAUGCAGACUGGUGGCAGGCGAGAAGGAUUGGGGUGGGAGUGAAGGCCAAACCGAUUUAUGUGCCCGCCACAUACGUCAUAGAGCUGCCCGUCAGCACGUUCCGCCCCUCGCUGCCCAACAGACAAUUAGAAUGUGACAGUUUCAAGAUGAUUCCUCGCAGUUCACUCACGCCCUGCAUGCAAAGUUACGGCGCAGUGCCCGAUAAACAGUUCUGUCGUUCUAUGGAGAAUCUCAACAGCGGCAGAGCUUUAAUGGACACACGUGUCGGUGGAGUGUUUCAAAAAGGGCAUUUCCCAACAUUACCACUCUCCGGUUCCUCUGCCUCGCCCUCGGGUCACCUCGCUGUUCCGGGUGGGUUUUUGAAUUCUGGAGGCCCAAUCGCCCGCAGCCAAAGCUCCAGUAAUCUACCCCAGAACCCGUACCAGGACUCAAACGGCUCUAAACCCGGUAUAACCAGCCCCAGCAAAUCCUACAGCCAAUGGGACAUGAGCAGCUCUGCACGCCGAUACACCGACGGGAACAUACAGCUUUCAUCUCCAGCAAACAUUUCCCAGAAUUCCUUGUCAGAGCAGGGGAGGAGACAGUGGGCAGAGCCUCCCAAGCCAUUGCCGGGACAACGGCCACUGCAAACACUGGAGCCGUGGGAUCAGUACCGCGACCCUAGUUCUGGGCGCUGUUAUUACAUCAACACCUUUCUGAAAGAGCUCGUGGAAACCUCCACGGCGAUCCCACUGUCACCUGACUUCACCUUCAUUCCUCACGAUGCCAAUGGUUGGCAGGUGAAUCAGAGGAUGCAGUGCACUGUGUCAUCAGAUGCUCUCAGCUCGAACUCAUCCAGAUAUGAGGAUGCUUAUUGCAGGAACUGCGCUCCAGCAGGGGGCGUGUCCCACUUGAACCACUCCUACUCCAUGGUUCUGCCAUCACAAACGCAGAGGACAUCUGCAAACGGCAAGUCGGAUUACAGGGCAGUUGUUGAACCCCCGUCACCUGACAGCUCUCCAGACAGUGAAGGAGUCACACCGGAGCUAGAAAAGGCCGGUCUGCUCAACAAAACCAAGAUAGCAGAAGGAGGCAGAAAACUGAGGAAAAACUGGAACCCGUCUUGGGUGGUUUUGGUGGGAAACAGUCUUGUAUUCUUCAAAGACCCCAAAAGCCAGAAUCAUGACAGCUGGAAACCAGGUCACAGUCGUCCAGAGAGCAGUGUGGAUCUGAGAGGAGCUCAGCUGCUGUGGGCCAAUGAUCUCUCCAGCAGAAAGAACGUCUUUAAGCUCAGGACAGUUACAGGAAAUGAAUUUUUGCUGCAGUCAGAAACGGACUCUCUCAUCAGAGAAUGGUACAGAACCAUCCAGAAAGUGAUUGACCGACUGGACAAAGAGAAUCCUCUAGAUAAUAUGUUGCUGUAUUCCCUGAGGAGAGCGGGAUCAGUGGAGAUGUUGGACCAGAGUGGAGAUGAAGAUGAAAAUCGAGGAAGACUCAAAGCGUCACUCCCUCGCUCCACCUCGAACUUGGAGAACUCUGAACGCAAGCGUGUGAAGAGCCGUUUGAAGAAGUUGAUUCUCAGGAGACCUCCACUGCAGGCGCUUCAGGAGAAAGGACUCAUUAAAGAUCAGGUGUUUGGUUGUAGUUUGGAGCUGCUGUAUGACCGAGAGAAAAACACAGUUCCACAGUUUGUCAGGAAGUGCACAGAGGCCGUUGAGAGAAGAGGGUUGGAGACUGAUGGUAUUUACAGGGUGAGCGGGAAUCUAGCGGUCAUUCAGAAACUUCGCUUUGCUGUCGAUCAUGAGCGAGCGAUCACCACAGACGGCAGAUAUCUCUUUCCUGAGGGUUUAGUUCAAGAGCGCUUGGAUCUGGAUGAUCCGCAGUGGGAGGACAUUCACGUCAUCACUGGGGCGCUGAAGCUGUUCUUCAGAGAAUUACCCGAACCACUCGUCCCGUACGGACUCUUCCAUGACAUCGUAGAGACCGUCAAAAUACCUGAUUACCUGGAUAAGGUGGACCGACUGAAGCUGCUGGUCAUCAGCAUGCCGCCGCCAAACCACGACACCUUGAAGCACAUGAUACGACACCUCAAACGUGUGAUGGAGCAGUCCAACAGCAAUCGCAUGACGACGCAGAACAUCGGCAUUGUGUUCGGCCCGACUCUCAUGCGUCCAGAGAACGAGUGUGGAAACAUGGCCAUUAACAUGGUGUAUCAGAACCAGGCCAUUGAACUCCUGCUGAGUGAAUAUGAGCAGAUCUUUGGACCCAAGGCCGCCGGCUCUUAUUAAGACAAGAACCGCAGAGUGACCUCACAGAACCGUGAGAUGAGACGGACGGACGGGUUAUCUGUCUUUACACACUUCUAAUCCACAAGAUGGACAAAUUCAUGGAGGUUUUUCACGUCUUCCAAAGCAAAAUGAGCCUCAUAUUUCACCUCAAAACGAUAAGAAAAAAAUAAGAAAUUAUAUUUUGCAAAAAGAAAAUGAAAAUUUUUUAUUGGGACCAUUAAGAGUCAUGUUUUACAAGAUUACAGUAAAAAAAGCGUAAUGGCAUUUACGCGCACGCGCGUGUGUGUACCUGCGUGUGUGUGUGUGGGCGCGUGCGUGCGUGUUUGUGUGCGUGUUUGUGCGCGUGCGUGUGUGUUUGUGUGCGCGGGUGCGUGUUUGUGCACAGGUGUGUGUUUGUGCGCGGGUGCGUGUUUGCGUGCGUGCGUGUUUGUGUGCGCGUGCGUGUUUGUGUGCGCGGGUGCGUGUUUGUGUGCGUGCGUGCGUGUUUGUGCACGGGUGUGUGUUUGUGUGCGCGGGUGCGUGUUUGUGUGCGUGCGUGCGUGUUUGUGCACGGGUGUGUGUUUGUACGCGGGUGCGUGUUUGUGUGCGUGCGUGUUUGUGUGCGUGUGUGGUCUCUAUCUGAACUCUAAGAUCUUCCCUAGUGCCUUUUUAAGUGUUUUAUUUUCAAACUAUUUCCAUCUUUGAGCAAAUUUAAUGCACAAUGCAAAGAUGUAAAGCUGUCAAAUAAAGCUGUAAGUGUCACUCAAUAAUGAUGAAGAUCAGCGCAGGGCAAAUGUUGAACACAUUCAAUCAUUUCAGUCAUUAGACGCCUUUUAAUAGACAAAUAAAACGUUGCAUAAUUCACUCCAAAAUGUGACAAUUCCAUUCCCAUUGUUCCAGUGUGUGUGCGUGUGUGUGUGUGUGUGUGUGUGUGUGUGUGUGUGCGCGCCACUCGCUCUGCUGCCAUUUGUCCAAAACUCUGCUUUUAAUAACAGAACAAAAGAGAAACUAAAAAUGCAUAUGUUUAAAAAAUGUCCCACACGCUGUGGUUUGGUAAUUUUAUAUGGACUGUGGCUUUGGCUGGAGACAUAAAGAGCAACAGAGAAAGCCUACAUGGAUUUUAAUGUCCCAUUUUAUAUAUUUAUUCUCUUUUUGUUCUUAUUUCAAUUCUCUGAGGGGCUCUGAAGGGGUUUGUGGAGGUUUCUGAUGAAGGUCAUUUCAACACAGAACACAAACGACUGAAGAUGUAUAAUUAUUUUUUAUAGUGUGAAGUUAUUUUUGCCCGUUUGUCUUUGUGCCAGUAAUCUCGCAGAAACCAAUGAAAGCCCAUUUCUGCCUCAUAAACCUGUGACGCUCAAAAGGAUGCGAUACAAAGUCCUAAUUAUGAGAUUAAAAGACAAAAUUGAGAUAAAGUUAAUAUUUUGAGUCAAAUUUAUGAGGUAAAAAGUCUCUAUUAUGAGAUAAGAUGAAGUUAUGAGAAAAAUUCAUAAUUAUAAGAUAAAAGUCAAAAUGGAGAAAAAUUCAUAAUUAUGAGAUAAACAGUAACAUUUUUGAAAAAUUAGAAAUUAUGAGAUAAAGUUAAAAAUUGAGUCAAUUUCAUGAAAUAAAAAUUCAUAAUGAUGAGAUUAAGUCAAAACUAUGAGAAAAAUUCAUAAUUAUGAGAUAAAAAGUCCAAAUUGAGAAAAAUUCAUAAUUAUGAGAUAAAAAGUCAAAAUUGAGAAAAAUUCAUAAUUAUGAGAUAAAAAGUCCAAAUUGAGAAAAAUUCAUAAUUAUGAGAUAAAAAGUCAAAAUAGAGAAAAAUUCAUAAUUAUGAGAUAAAAAGUCAAAAUUGAGAAAAAUUCAUAAUUAUGAGAUAAAAAGUCAAAAUUGAGAAAAAUUCAUAAUUAUGAGAUAAAAAGUCAAAAUUGAGAAAAAUUCAUAAUUAUGAGAUAAAAAGUCAAAAUAGAGAAAAAUUCAUAAUUAUGAGAUAAAAAGUCAAAAUAGAGAAAAAUUCAUAAUUAUGAGAUAAAAAGUCAAAAAUAGAGAAAAAUUCAUAAUUAUGAGAUAAAAAUCAAAAUGGAGAAAAAAUCAUAAUUAUGAGAUAAAAAGUAAAAAUGGAGAAAAAUUCAUAAUUAUGAGAUAAACAGUAACAUUUUUGAAAAAUUCGAAAUUAUGAGAAAGUAAAAAAUUGAAUCAAUUUCAUGAAAUAAAAAUUCAUAAUGAUGAGAUUAAGUCAAAACUAUGAGAAAAAUUCAUGAUUAUGAGAUAAAAAGUCAAAAUAGAGAAAAAUUCAUGAUUAUGAGAUAAAAAGUCCAAAUUGAGAAAAAUUCAUAAUUAUGAGAUAAAAAGCCCAAAUGUUUCUAUGAAAAGCCUCAAUAAUGAGAUCAUCUCAUUAUCAUGAUUUAGCAUUUCAUAAUUACGACUUUAUAGAUUAAAAUUAUGACUUUGCAUCUCAUAAUUUUGACUUGCCCAAGCACAAUAGUUUAUGUAGGAAAUGGGUUUCCAUAGAAACCGUUCGGCCAAUUAGAAAAACCCUUCGUCAAAUGACUUGAUGUGAGGCCUGUGAUGAAUCGACUCAAAUAUGACAUAUUCUGUCAUAUACUCACUCUUAUGCUGUUCCAAACCCAUUUGAUUAUUUUCCCACACAAAAGGAGAUGUUUAGCAGAAUGUUCACGCUGCCCUUUACCUACAAUGAGAGUGAAUGAGGACUGACACCUCUAAAGCAUAAUAAAGAUAUAUUCCAAGUCUUCUGAAGACAUUUGAGAGCGCUUGUGUGAGGAACGGUUACAACAAGAGGGUGAGUAAAUGAUGACAGGAUUUUCAUAUUUGUGAACUGUCCCUUUAAGAGAAAUAGGCAUGUGUAAUAUAAUGAUUGUUCAUAGUCUGACUUCAUAAGUCCUCGUGUUCCUCGUCUCUAAAUGUUUAUUAUGUCUGUAAUCUUAAAUGUGGAACUCAUUUUUGUGUUUUUGUUUUCUGUGCGUUGAAUCUCAUGUAGCUGGAAAACAUUUCGUAGCCGAUGUAUCAUUUGCUUUUCCUCCCUUCAGACUCUGUAUUUCACAAUCAUUUGACAAUAAAAAAAGAGAAAAGUCAUUGAUUUGGAAAGAGUGCCCCUAUAACACGUGUGAAGGUGCCAUCCGGGCACAUUGGCAUGGGUAGUGCACACUACAGGGGGAGCACGAGUAGUGCGGAAGGAUGUUAUUGUGAGUGUGCAAAUGUAACAUUUUGUAGCAUCAUAAUAAUAAUAAUAAUGUAAAUUGAAUGUUUAUAUUAUUAGUAAGACUUUAACCGCAGUGUUUGAGUGUGUUCAGGGGGAGGCCUGGCAUCGGGGCAGGUUUGAGUCAGGACGGUAAACAGGGUGCCCCCACACGGUAACACAUUGCCCUCGACUGUCAUUAGAAAGAAACCUCGUCUGGUCAUUUCAGUCGGGAACCGUCCUCACACUUCUGAAGAAGAAAUCCGGUUUAGAAACAUCUGUGUUUAAAUUAUGUACAGUUUUAUUACAAAGGUUUUCACAUUUCAACAAAUCUUAAACAUUUGGAUAGAAAAUAACACUGAAACACGUGUGU